ACUUGAGCUCUCCUCUUUCCCUCGGGCUGCCUUUAAAAAGCCGUGCAGAGCUCCGGGUACCUCACGGAUCCCUCCAACAGAAGGAGAACUCUGGAGCAGCGGCGGUAGAUGAAAGCAAAGAGAAGGAACACGGCCUCAGCCAUGUCCACGUCGCUGAGAGUGAGCCCGUCAGUGCACGGCUACCGCUUCGACACCGCCCUGCGCAAAAAAGCCGUGGCCAACAUCUUUGAGAGCAUCGACGAGGAGUCGCUGCAAAAGCUCUUCAAGCAUUCCGGGGACAAAAAGGCAGAGGAGAGAGCCAAGAUCAUCCUCGACCCGGACCAGGACGUGGAGGAGAAAACCAGAGCGCUAAUGGCUCUGAAGCAGAGGCGGAAAGACAAACUCCUCCAGUUCCUGAAAUUCCCGAAAUAUUCCAUCAAAGUGCACUGAGCUUGGAGGGAGCAGCCACGGAGGAGAACGUUUUGGGACGAUGCUGCCACAGGCAGCACACUCUAUGCUGCUGGGACUCUCCUGUGCCCGGUGCUGCCAGCAGGAUGCUGCGUGCCCAGCGCUGCAGGUGGGAUGAGAUGCUGCUGUGCCCAGUGCUGCUGUGCCCAGUGCUGCUGCCAGAACGCUCCCGUGCCCAGUGAUGAUACCAGAUGGGGAAAAAAACACCCAACACACCCCAUCCCACGGCGCUGCAGCGGGGAGACGAGCCGACUGCACCCAUCUGCUUCACUUGCCCCGACUUCUUAGCUGAAGUUUGAAACUUCCUAAGCCUCGCUGUUGUCUGCAGAACGGAGAUCCCAGGCAUCGAUCAGCUCCUGGGCAUCCCUCAUCCUGCAUUUGUUGAAAUGCAUCGAAGCUCAUCGUGUGACUGCAACACCUUCAGGGAAUGCAUUGCCCUAUGGACACUGUGCGACUGUGCCUUUUCUCUCUCCAGGAGCGUGCUUGCAUUAAGAAUUGUUUGCACAAAAGCAAUAAUAAUGACAGAUUUCCCUGAAUUUACUGUGAAUUGCCUUAAUAUUUUGUUCACUUCCCAUUAACAUGAAUAUUUAAGCACCAUAAUUGCAGUUCAUAUUUGUAUUGAUUACAUCCGAUAUUAGACAAGUACUUCACGGUAUUAUUUUAUGGCAACGUUAUCAUUAUAUUGACUAUAAUUUAUUUCAUAUGGCGACCUGAAAUUUAAUAAAUUAUAAUGUAAGUAUAAUUUCUCGUCUGAAAUGCUCACUUCUCCAGGAGGAGGGGGG
This is a messenger RNA of Lagopus muta (rock ptarmigan), 1229 nucleotides long. It is a transcript of the gene TCIM, whose product is annotated as transcriptional and immune response regulator. Gene Ontology annotation, cellular component: nucleus; cytosol. The transcript has a single exon. Lineage: Eukaryota; Metazoa; Chordata; Aves; Galliformes; Phasianidae. The record is from RefSeq and is a predicted model, not a curated record. Gene Ontology annotation, biological process: negative regulation of Notch signaling pathway; endothelial cell activation involved in immune response. Bases 109 to 429 code for a protein of 106 amino acids. Gene Ontology annotation, molecular function: Notch binding.